CUGGAAGCUCUCGUAGAUUGUUGAUUCAACCCAACCUGGAAGCAUCGACACCGCAACACCAGCAACCCAGUCAUAUCUCUUCCCAUCGCCACUCGGGCUUGCUGCACCACGCAGGACCUCCUCGCUUCGUUGAGUAAAUAGGCCGGACGUCGAGCAGAGGGAGACGGAGCAGGGAAGACGUCGCCCGUGACCAUGGCGCUCAACCGCAAAUACGCUGCCCUCCCCGACUUGGAUUCUGCGCCAGACAUAUACGAGACCCCCGAGCUGACAGAUGACAACUCCACUGUGCCCACCUCCGCCAACCGCGCGCAGUCAGACGACGAGUUCUACGAUGUCGACGACGACGAAAGCCAAGCCAUCUCGCGAUCGAGGCUUCGCAUAAACGAGGCGCGUUCGCGGUUCCUGCCAGCCAAUGUCGACGCCAAUGGGGUGGACUUUUCGGACCGCGUCGAUGGGAAGCGCAAGUCAUACAAGGCCUCCAGCCGGCGUCAGCGAAUCCUGGAAGAUGGCACGGAGGAGCUCGGUGAUCUGUCAGACGAUGACGACGAGGAGAGCCUGGAGAGGAAGAUUGCGCGGUUAAAGCGCGAAGUCGCGGAAGCCAAGGAGGACUAUGCGAAGCGCAAGUCUGAUGCUGCGGCGAAGACGGGUGAGGCUGGGCCCAACGAUGAGAGGCUGGAUUCCCUCAGCCAACUCUUGGACGGCAUGUCGACGCCUCUUGGUGGGGGUUCUGCCAGCGGGCCCAUGAAGGUUCUCCAAGCGAAAGCACCCUCGGACGACUUGACCGCAACGGACGGUCCUACGUACACGGUCACCUACGCGCCGACUUACGAACAGAGCCACGCCCUGGCGAAGGCGGCCGACUUUGACCGUCGGCUUCUCAUGCUGGAGAAGGCGCUGGGCAUCAGUUCUUCGUCCGCGCCAGAGGCUGGCCAAGACGGCCUUCCGCGCGCUGUCCUACCAACUCUGGACUCGAUGGAGAAGCAGAUCUCGACGCUGUCGCAGGCAUCCACGGCCAACUUGGACGCGAUAAGCCGGCGCGUGCGGACCCUGGCGUCGGAGCAGGACAAGCUCAACGAGUCGCGGGAAAAGGCCAAGGCUCUGCGAGAGGAGCUCGGCAAGCAGGGAGCGGCAAGCCCUUCGGACGAGUCGGAGCAAGAGGCCAAGAUCAACGCGCUGUACGGCAUCCUGCCUACAAUCGAGAGCUUGACGCCCGUAUUGCCGCCGCUCCUCGACAGACUGCGCUCGCUACGGGCCAUACACGCUGACGCUGCGGCGGCGAGCCAGACGCUGGAGCGCGUCGAGUCGCAGCAGGCUGAGAUGACGGCCGAGCUGAGGCAGUGGAAGGAGGGCCUAGAAAAGAUGGAGAGCGCCAUGAAGGACGGCGACGCGACGGUCAAGGGCAACGUCAAGGUCAUGGAAGGCUGGGUCAAGGACCUGGAGGAGCGGAUGACCAAGUUGGCGUAGCUGCGCGGCCUAGACCGUGGAUGCGAGCACAAAGACAGAGAUACCCAAUGAACGAACUCAAGCCG
Purpureocillium takamizusanense is the source of this 1529-nucleotide messenger RNA. RefSeq lists its product as uncharacterized. Gene Ontology annotation, cellular component: cytoplasm; dynactin complex. The transcript has 3 exons. Gene Ontology annotation, biological process: mitotic spindle organization. Lineage: Eukaryota; Fungi; Ascomycota; Sordariomycetes; Hypocreales; Ophiocordycipitaceae. The coding region runs from base 193 to 1464 and encodes 423 amino acids. The record is from RefSeq and is a predicted model, not a curated record.